Messenger RNA from Guyanagaster necrorhizus, 1666 nucleotides. RefSeq lists its product as uncharacterized. The transcript has 8 exons. NCBI's taxonomy places the organism in Eukaryota, Fungi, Basidiomycota, Agaricomycetes, Agaricales, Physalacriaceae. Bases 214 to 1530 code for a protein of 438 amino acids. The record is from RefSeq and is a predicted model, not a curated record.
GAGCAUGGCAGUGCCCCUCACAACUGUCAGCGUUUUAACUUGGUCUACGUCUACCUAGUCGCUGCUGAAGCGCUCAAGCUUCUCGGUCCUUACUGUUAUUACUCAACGGUGUGCUCAUUAUUGACAGCGUAUACCGACAGCGGAGCGAGGCUUCUUGGUGAAUGCUUAUCUAUCUCAUUUAUUUUCUGACAUGUCUAUCAAUGAACCAGAGCAAUGGGAUUUCUAGUUCUUCGAAGUAGCGGCCUGCACCUUUUACGACCAGAGAAAUCAUGGCGUCCCAUAAUAACUAUACAAGUCGAGUCCAAGGGUGGUUCAGUAGAUUGCGACGCGACGCCGUGCCAUGAAACGACCUUGGGAAGCGAUGGCCAAAAUCCUAACCAGAAGGAAGUUUUCUACAUUCAUGACGUUUCUCUACAGUCCAAAAUCUCCAUCAAGGUCUGGCACCGCUCUCAAUCGAAGAGGAAGGGACGGAAGAAAAUUCUCGUCGCAAACGCAUGCUAUAUGUUAGGUGAUCUGAUAAAGGGACAGAAUGAGGCUGGACAAUGCCUGGACGUUCGUUUAAACACUCUAUCCUCCAACACCAAACGCCUCAAAGGCGCUCGCUUAGGGGUGUGGCCUAAGCUGUCUCUCCGUGUACGACUACCAUCAACGGCCAAGCUACACUACGAAGAACAACCUUCUGAUGACGACAGCUUAUCAUGUUGCUCGGAUAGCAUACCUUCUACACCUAGAAGCGAAGGUCAUGACGACGCCAUCAUUCUACCGCCUCCCACUGAGCAGGAACUCAAAAGACGUUUGCAGCCUUAUAUGAUAGACUCGGAUGACGAGAUGGCGCCCCUUCUCACAGAUGAAGCGUACCUCAACAGUGCCCCACCUAUCCUACCCCAGUAUUCAGAAACCGAAAAGCCUCCGGACCUCCCUGCCAUGGGCGUCAUGCAGCGUAUUGUCGCGUCUUUCACGAUGUAUGCUGAGCUGAGAGAUGAAUCCCACUACGAGCGGGCAUUCUCGCGACAGCAAAUGGAGUGGUCAUACGUCGGUGGCCUCCUCACCGCAUUGGCUGCCGUCGACACCGCUGUUUUCUCUAUCUCUCCCGGUUCUCUCUUCAUCAUCAACCCCAUCGCCCAGUCCUUUAUCGCCAUGUCUUCCACAGCCUGUGGCCUCGGGAUCUUUUGUGAUGCUUGGUUUAUCUUCCGCUAUAACUUUGUCCCACUUGAAACCGCUCGCACGCGUUCCAGGGACAUGUUUGACUCAUAUUUCUUCUUCUCAUUGUCGGCGAGGGUGCCAAUCAUAUGUAUGCUGUUGUCGGGGCUGACGUUGAUGGGAUUUUUGGGUGUGGUCGCAUGGACGGUGUGGCCGGCAGGGUUGCUGAUCAUGUCCUUUGUAGUGGGAAUGUUGAUGUCAUUGCAGUUCUUAGUGUUCGGCGCCUGGUGGUUUGUUGGGAAGGUGAUGUGUGCGGGGAGGAAGGUUCGGAAGGUAAUCAAGUGGGUUGUUGGAAGGGAUAGUGGAGAAGAAACGUCAAAUUCUGCGUAGUGCCAUUUCGAGCUGUGUUUUUACCUUGCACUAUGGGUCCGACAGUUCCGAUGCCGAUAAUUAUACGUCGCAUGUUCGAAGCCACGGACGUAUUUGCUCUGAGCCCUGUCGUCAUUUCUACGCAAAAGUAUGGCCA